Messenger RNA from Coregonus sp. 'balchen', 9094 nucleotides. The record is from the annotation of a GenBank genome assembly. Lineage: Eukaryota; Metazoa; Chordata; Actinopteri; Salmoniformes; Salmonidae.
UCUUGUAGUGGACGUCAUUGUUCGGCUACCCCUGUUAAUAAUAGCUAGCAGGCUGCAAAGGCUGUUUUGGCUACACUACUUGUAAGCAAGUAAAAUAAGAAUACAAUAUACUUUUGGAAAGCUUGAAUACAGAGAUGAGUAAAAGGAAAGCGCCACAGGAAUCCCCAAACGAGGGAAUAACAGACUUUCUUACCGGUAAGCCAAGAGGCGUGCUAGCUAGCUAACGACAGCUGGCUAGCUCAUAAUUGAUAGGUUAGCUAGCUAGCUUCUUUGCUAGCUAUCUUCAUUUGCAACCAAAUAUCGCAACGUAAUAUUGAUAGCUUUUUACUAGCUAGCAAUGAAACACGAAUGCAAACUUGCUAGUAGUAUGGUAGCUAGAUUGAGCUUUUAGUUCGAUCUUUAAAAUCUAACCCCUAGUCGUCCUUGUAACGUUAGCUGUGUGUGUAUGAUGCUGGCUGUGUCAAACUCGUCACACAUUUAAAAAACCUUUGCACAGCCUGUCAUUGGUGACAUAGAAUGUGAGCAUGUGUGGUGCUCAUGGUUAAUAGCCUGUUAAUCUCCAAUAUUAUCUGUUAGAGUUUGUUUCUUCCAUAUGCGAAGCCUGUGAGUGAGUGUGCUAUUGUAUCUGUUUCUUUCUCUCCCAGAAUUGGCCAACUAUGAGAGGAAUGUCAACAGAGCUAUACACAAGUACAAUGCCUACAGGUAAGAGGUAGUGUAGUGUAGUGUAGUGAGGGAUGAGUGUCCCUUCACAACAGGCAUCUGUAUAAGUUAUUUGUCUGGCUCCAUACAAACAUAUCUUUUUUUUGUUUAUGCCCCGUUUACUCCCUCAAUUACUGUAAAUAACUUUAUCUGUGUUGUGCCACUGUGCUCUUCAGGAAAGCAGCUUCAGUGAUCUCCAAGUACCCCCAGAAGAUCAAAAAUGGGGAAGAGGCCAAGAAACUGGUGAGGGCAUAAGUGAUGAGAGAGAAACAGAUGUCACAGACAGUACAGUGCUGUUAGAGCGGUGGUCAAUUGUAGUUGAUUGACUUGAAAGCUCAUCUGAUUACAGCCAAUGCUCACUGGUGAAGUACCAUAACAAUACAUCAUUAUACUUUCUAUUGUGUUAAUCUAUUUUAAAUAGGAUGGAGUUGGAAAAGAGAUCGCUAAGAAGAUAGAUGAGUUUUUACAAACAGGAACACUUAAGAAGUUGGAAAAGGUGAGUGUUUGAGGGAUGCAAGGACAGUGAACUCUGCCGUCUCACUUCUUUGUCCCCUGUGACCACAAUACAAAAUGCACAAAUAACCUUUUAAAGAUGAUUAUUAUAUUAUUAAUUUCACUCAGUUUGAUGCAGGCUAAUGGAUUGUUUAUCUUCCCAGAUUCGUAAUGAUGACACCAGCUCCUCCAUCAAUUUCCUUACAAGAGUCACUGGUAUUGGGUAUGUCUUCUGUAUUGUUUGUUAAACCCAAUCCCUGAACCUAGCCCCUGGGUGGAGAGCUACCGUUCUGCAUGACUUUGUUCCAGCCAUUAUUUAAGACACCUGAGCAGUUAACUAUUUCUUCCUCCUCCACUAGUCCUGCUGCUGCCAGAAAGUUCUUUGAUGAGGGAGUGAAGACUCUGGAAGGUUUGCCCAACUUUUAAAGCUAUUUUUUACAUUUAGAAGAAUAUACCAGAGUAGCCUGCAGUGCAUAUGGUAAAGGGGUUGAGGAUAUGUAGGAAUGCCAUACAAUUUCAAAAGGAACUUCAAUUGUUAUUAGACUACAUUAACACUGUUGUGAUUUUUAGAUUUGAAGAAAAUUGAACACAAGCUCAAUCAUCAUCAGCAGAUUGGACUCAAGUAAGUAUGGAUUUCCUAUGUCAGUUGCUCAGUCUGCAUGCACCAAUGUAAGUGUUUUGCUAAUGUUCUAUGUGCAUCAUUGGUUGGUGACUCAUACAUUCCAAUGUAAGUUUCCUUUGCAUGCUUGGUGGCUUGUGGGUGACGCUGCUCUGUGCCCGCUGUAGGUACUUUGAGGAGUUUGAGAAGAGGAUUCCACGAGCUGAGAUGACGAAGAUGGAGGUGAGGUGAAAUUACUAUUGUGAGAGAAAACAAUUCUGAUUGCAUUUUUUGAAGUGGUUAGAAUGGCAUGUAUUUACUCUUACCGCUGUCUUACGCUUCUUGUGUGUUUGUCCAGACUCUCAUUCUGCAGGAGCUGGAGUUGGUGGAUACUGAGUACAUUGGGACAAUCUGUGGAAGCUACAGGAGAGGGGAGUCCACCAUGUACUUGGUGGUUUUUACUAUUACUAACUCUGUGUGUACUGUUUACAUGUGCAAUUUUCAUGUAUGAUCAAGGAAGUGAUUGCACUGGGAAGACCAAUUUUUAUGCAUGUGAUUUUCUUCUUCUUCUUUGAGGUCAUUUCUUCAUUAUUGAUCUGUUCCUGCAUUCCCUCCUGCAGGUGCUGAAUCCAGUGGGGAUAUUGAUAUCUUGCUGACCCACCCAAACUACACCUCUGUGGAUGAGAAACAGGUAACUACCAAACUCCACAAUGCCAACUGCUGCUUUGGCAUUAUAUUGAUUUAAAAUAUACUAAGCAUUGGAGGCUCCUCAGAGGAGGAAGGGGAGAACCAUCCUCCUCAGUGAAUUUAAUACAAAUAGUGAAACAUUUUAAAGUUAUCCUUUUUAGAUAAAACUAUACAAAAUAUAUUCACGUCACCAAAUAAUUGAUUAAAAUGUAAUGAAAGUCUGCAGUAGCCUCAACAGCACUCUGUAGGGUAGAACCAUGGUGUAGCCGGAGGACAGCUAGCUUCCGUCCUCCUCUGGGUACAUUGACUUCAAUACAAAACCUAGGAUGCUCAUGGUUCUCUGCCCCUUCCAUAGACUUACACAGUAAUUAUGACAACUUCUGGAGGACAUCCUCCAACCUAUCAGAGGUCUUGCAGCAUGAACUGACAUGUUGUCCACCCAAUCAAAGGAUCAGAGAAUGGAUCUAGUACUGAAGCAUAAGCUACAGCUAGCUAGCACUGCAGUGCAUCAAAUGUGGUGAGUAGUUGACUCAAAGGUUUGGCGGAUGCCAGGGGAAUGCAUAGUGCCUACUGUAAAGUUUUGUGGAGGAGGAAUAAUGGUCUGGGGCUGUUUUUCAUGGUUCGAGCUUAGUUCCAGUGAAGAGAAAUCUUAACGCUACAGCAAACAAUUACAUUCUAUACGAUUCUGUGCUUCCAACUUUGUGGCAACAGUUUGGGGAAGGCCCUUUCCUGUUUCAGUAUGACAAUGCCCCCGUGCACAAAGUGAAGUCCAUACAGAAAUGGUUUGUCAAGAUCGGUGUGGAAGAACUUGACUGGCCUGCAAAGAGCCCUGACCUCAACCCCAUCGAACACCUUUGGGAUGAAUUGGAACGCUGACUGCGAGCCAGGCCUAAUCGCCCAACAUAAGUUCCCGACCUCACUAAUGCUCUUGAAGGCUGAAUGGAAGAAUGUCCCCGCAGCAAUGUUCCAACAUCUAGUGGAAAGUCUUAUCAAAAGUGAAGGCUGUUAUAGCAGCAAAGGGGGGACCAACUCCAUAUUAAUUCCCAUGAUUAUGGAAUGAGAUGUUCGACGAGCAGGUGUCCACAUACUUUUGGUAGUGUAUGAAGGUUUGGCUUGGUCACAGACAGCUAAUGUGUUGUGCAUUGAAGUCCACAAGCGAAGGGAAAAGGUGAGAGGAGGAGUGCGUGUAGAUGCGAGAAGGAAUACAAUGAGCUGUUUGUAUGUGGCUAUGAAGUGAACUGUUUGCGUGUGAUCAGCAGUGUAUUCAUUCUGCUGAUUCUGUUGGGAAAAAAAAUCUUAAACGGAAGCAAAUGGAACGAAACGGGGAUAAACAUACAUUAAUUUGUCCAAUAGAAACUCUCAUUUGCAACUGUUGGACUAAUGAUUACACCCUAUGUCAGCUAGAUGCAGGCAAGAGUGUGCAAGGCGGUAUUGAAUGUGUCACUGUCUGUCACUCCAAAUAUUUCUCUCAACCUGUGUGCACCUAUGUUGAAUUCCUAUGCUAGGUUGUAGCAACCUCAUGAUGGGUAUAGGGAAAAUUUCAGUAUCAUGUAGUAACAUAAACCUGUCGACGUUAAACUGGGUGAAUGGAAUAUGAAUGACAGUCAUCCAAUAUGCUGUAAUAGAAAAAAGGCCAAGCUCAUUAAAGAAAUGAGCGUCCUCCCUCAUCUUAAACGGCACUGACCACCACUGAUACUAAGGUACAGUUGACUCCUUAGUGCAAUCUCCAUUUAAGUGCUUAACAGUUUACUAGUCUAAAUAUGAAUACAUUGUUAUUUGCUAUGGAUAACAUGAUGCUCUGGUUUAGUGCAUGCAUUAAUGACAGUCCAAAGGCAUUGCAUUCAACAGAAGAUACCUCUUAUGACUUGCAUAUGCUCAUAACAUCCUUUCUUUGCUCUUCCUCUUCCAGCCCAAACUUCUCCAUGCCGUGGUGGAGCAUUUUGAAUCCAUUGGGUUCAUUACAGACACACUGUCCAAAGGAGACACCAAAUUCAUGGUGAGUACUGCUUGUGGCUAGCUAGCUGCAAGGAAUGUUGCUUAAUCUGUCUAGUAACUAAGAUGUUUUAUGUUGUCAUUGGUGAUGUAUUUUGUGCAGCAAGGGUCUGUACUUCACUAAAUUGGAAGCAACCGUUGAAGCAGAUGGCUCACAGGUUAUUUUUGUGAUCGUUGCUCUCUCUGAGGUCUGUCAGCAGAAUUAGUCUAAUCAGUCAGAAAGUUGAUCUAUUCAAUCUUUAUUUAGCUAGGAAUGUCUCCUACCCCGCAACCACCUGGUCAUUGAUAUGAUAUGUCUCUAGGGAGUCUGCCAGCUGCAGCAGAAUGAUGAAGACGAGGAGGAAUAUCUUCACAGACGCAUUGAUAUCAGGUUGGUAGCUAAUUGGCUAGUUACCUCCACAAAUGCACCUCAUCACAUGUGGUUCUGUUGCCUGGAGGAUGGUCAGAUGGAGCACUUUCAACGACAUUUGAUUAUCUUUUCGUUCACCUUGCUAUAACAGAAAUACAAUUUCCCUUAUCUCACUGCAGGUUAAUUCCUAAGGACCAGUAUUACUGUGGUGUGCUGUAUUUCACUGGCAGUGACAUCUUCAAUAAGAACAUGAGAACUCAUGCUCUGGAGAAAGGCUUCACCCUCAACGAGUACACCAUCCGGCCAGUGGGGGUCACUGGUGAGUCAUGCUGAAAGAUCAGCAGUCAAAUCAACCCCUUGCCCCUAUUCCUAGACCAGGGGUGUCAAACAUACGGGAUGCGAGCCGAUAAAAUGUGGCUCACGUUUUGAGUAAAAAAAAAUGGAAUGUAGAUAUAAUCUAAAAACAAUUGCCAAAUAUUUGCACAUUUUGACGGCGAGGAAAUAUAAACAAUUUUGUGCGGCUCUAUGGACCUCGGUGAAGAAAUGAAAUACAGAAAUAUCUAAUUUACUUAAGUAUACACGCCCCUGAGUCAGUACAUGUUAGAAUCAUCUUUGGCAGCAAUUACAGCUGUGAGUCUUUCUGGGUAAGUCUCCAAGAGCUUUGUACACCUGGAUUGUACAAUAUUUGCACAUUCUAUUUUAAAUUCUUCAAACUCUGUCAAAAAGUUGGUUGUUGAUCAUUGCUAGACAGCCAUUUUCAAGUCUUUCCAAAGAUUUUAAAGCCGAUUUUAGUCAAAACUGUAACUAGGCCACUCAGGAACAUUUACUGUCUUCUUGGUAAGCAACUCCAGUGUAUAUUUGGCCUUGUGUUUUAGGUUAUUGUCCUGCUGAAAGGUACAUUUGUCUCCCAGUGUCUGUUGGAAACAGACUGAACCAGGUUUUCUUCUAGAAUUUUGCAUGUGCUUAGCUUUUCCGUUUCUUUUUAUAAAAACUCCCUAGUCCUUGCCGAUGAAAAGCAUACCAAUAACAUGAUGCAAUCACCACCAUGCUUGAAAAUAUGAAGUGGUACUCGGUGAUGUGUUGGAUUUCCUCCAAAAAUAAUGCUUUGUAUUUGGGACAUAGUUCAUUUCUUAAACAAAUUUUUUGCCGUUUUACUUUAGUGUCUUACUGAAAACUGGAUGCAUGUUUUGGAAUAUUUGUUAUUAUGUACAGGCUUCCUUCUUUUCACUCUGUCAUUUAAGUUAGUGUCGUGGAGUAACUACAAUGUUGUUGAUCCAUCCUCAGUUUUCUCCUAUCACAGCCAUUUUAACUCUAACUGUUCUAAAGUCACCAUUGGCCUCAUGGUGAAAUCCCUGAGUGGUUUCCUUCCUCUCCGGCAACUGAAUUAGGAAAGGACGCCUGUAUCUUUGUAGUGACUGGGUGUAUUGAUACACCAUCCAAAGUGUCAUUAAUAACUUCACCCUGCUCAAAGGGAUAUUCAAUGUCUGCUUUAUUUUAUUUUUACCAAUCUACCAAUAGGUGCCCUUCUUUACGAAGCAUUGUAAAACCUCCCUGGUCUUUGUGGUUGAAUCUGUGUAUGAAAUGUACUGCUCGACUGAGCGACCUUACAAUUAUCUGUAUGUGUGGGGUACAGAGAUGAGGUAGUCAUUCAAAAAUUAUGUUAAGCACUAUUGCACGCAGAGUGAAUCCAUGCAAUUUAUUAUGUGACUUGUUAAGCACAUUUUAACUCCUGAACGUAUUAUUUAGGCUUGCCAUAACAAAGGGGUUGAAUACUUGUUAACUCAAGACAUUUCAGCUUUUCAUUUUGAAAUUUGAUUUGUAAAUACAUAAUUCCACUUUGACAUUAUGAGGUAUUGUAUGUAGGCCAGUGAAUACUUUCGGAAGGCAUGCAGUGAAUCCUUAAGAUCCAAGUGUCUAGAGGUUGGUUUUGUAUUAGGCACCUGUAUCUUAUUUACUGAAAUUCAGCAACGUAUCCAUCUCUCCGUCAUUAACUGUUGGGUUAGCCAACUGUUUAAAGUGACUUUUAAACAGCAAAGGUAGUUAAUGUCUGUUUCUGUGGUUGUAGGUAUGGCUGGGGAGCCUCUGAUGGUGGACAGUGAGAAGGAUAUCUUUGACUACAUCCAAUGGAAAUACAGAGAGCCCAAAGAACGCAGCGAGUGAAAGAAGGGAUGAAAGACACUUGAUCCCCACAUUAUUUAACUGCAAACAAGGCUGAAAAUUAUGUAGGUGUUUGUCUUAGGGUUUCUUUUUAUUUUGGUGUCUGUUUUCACAGGAGGGAAAAAUAGGACAACCUUGUUGUUGGUCUUUAAGUUGUUCUGAGGUUUCUCCCACAGAUUGACCGAACAUUUAUAAUUUCAAAUAUACAGUUGAAGUCGGAGGUUUACAUACACUUAGGUUGGAGUCAUUAAAACUCGUUUUUGAACCACUCCACACAUUUCUUGUUAACAAACUAUAGUUUUGGCAAGUCGGUUAGGACAUCUACUUUGUGCAUGACACAAGUCAUUUUUCCAACAAUUGUUUACAGACCAAUAAUUCACUAUCACAAUUCCAGUGGGUCAGAAGUUUACAUACACUAAGUUGACUGUGCCUUUAAACAGCUUGGUAAAAAAAAUGUCAUGGCUUUAGAAGCUUCUGAUAGGCUAAUUGACAUCAUUUGAGUCAAUUGGAAGUGUACCUGUGGAUGUAUUUCAAGGCCUACCUUCAAACUCAGUGCCUCUUUGCUUGACAUCAUGGGAAAAUCAAAAGGAAUCAGCCAAGACCUCAGAAGAAAAAAUGGUAGACCUCCACAAGUCUAGUUCAUCCUUGGGAGCAAUUUCCAAACGCCUGAAGGUACCAUGUUCAUCUGUGCAAACAAUAGUACGCAAGUAUAAACACCAUGGGACCAUGCAGCCGUCAUACCGCUCAGGAAGGAGACGCGUUCUGUCUCCUAGAGAUUAACGUACUUUGGGGUGAAAAGUGAAAAUCAAUCCCAGCACAACAGCAAAGGACCUUGUGAAAAUGCUGGAGGACACGGGUACAAAAGUAUCUAUAUCCACAGUAAAAUGAGUACUAUAUCGACUUAACCUGAAAGGCCGCUCAGCAAGGAAGAAGCCACUGCUCCAAAACCGCCAUAGAAAAGCCAGACUACGGUUUGCAACUGCACAUGGGGACAAAGAUUGUACUUUUUGGAGCAAUGUCCUCUGGUCUGAUGAAACAAAAAUAUAACUGUUUGGCCAUAAUGACCAUCGUUAUGUUUGGAGGAAAAGGGGGAAGGCUUGCAAGCCGAAGAACACCAUCCCAACCGUGAAGCACAGAGGUGGCAGCAUCAUGCUGUGGGGGUGCUUUGCUGCAGGAGGGACUGGUGCACUUCACAAAAUAGAUGGCAUCAUGAGGAAGGAAAAGUAUGUGGAUAUAUUGAAGCAAUAUCUCAAGACAUCAGUCAGGAAGUUAAAGCUUGGUCACAAAUGGGUCUUCCAAAUGGACAAUGACCCCAAGCAUACUUCCAACGUUGUGGAAAAAAGGCUUAAGGACAACAAAGUAAAGGUAUUGGAGUGGCCAUCACAAAGCCCUGACCUCAAUCCUAUAGAACAUUUGUGGGCAGAACUGAAAAGCGUGUGCGAGCAAGGAGGCCUACAAACCUGACUCAGUUACACCAGCUGUCUGGAGGAAUGGGCCAAAAUUCACCCAACUUAUUGUGGCAAGCUUGUGGGAGGCUACCUGAAACGUUUGACCCAAGUUAAAGGCAAUGCUACCAAAUACUAAUUGAGUGUAUGUAAACUUCUGACCCACUGGGAAUGUGAUGAAAGAAAUAAAAGCUGAAAUAAAUCUCUACUAUUAUUCUGACAUUUCACAUUCUUAAAAUAAAGUGGUGACCUUAACUGACCUAAAACAGGGAAUUUUUACUAGGAUUAAAUGUCAGGAAUUGUGAAAAACUGCAGUGUAUGUAAACUUCUGACCUCAACUGUACUUGCAAACACUCUAACUCUUGUCAUGCAUUAUCUGUUUUUUGAUGACAUUGCCAGAGAUUUCUACUCUCUGACAAUGCCAAGACAUUAUUUGUUUACAGUGCUAUCACUCAGCAGAAUCAUGCAAAUAUAUUUUAAUUGUGCUAAAAUAACUUGUGUGUCGAACAGCAACACAGUGUGUCAGUCUGUUACUGCUUUGUCACUGUCUUGUUUGGCUAGCUAGGCAACAAUGAUGCCUUGACUGCAGAAACAGACUGGUAACCAGGCUAAAGCAUAUGGCUACUGUUAGGACAAUGCCAGAUCUUUUUAGUAUGCCUGACUAGUCACUCCUGC